Molecule: messenger RNA, 1593 nt
Organism: Aspergillus viridinutans
Lineage: Eukaryota; Fungi; Ascomycota; Eurotiomycetes; Eurotiales; Aspergillaceae
Product: aminoglycoside phosphotransferase family protein
Exons: 3
Coding region: 1-1593 (530 amino acids)
Cellular component (GO): mitochondrion
Source: RefSeq, a predicted model, not a curated record
AUGAGCGACUCCAACCUGUUCAAUUAUACUUCUGGAAGAUGGAUUUACAACGAGACCUUGCGCCUUUCGGAGCGACAGCUGUUCUUUAAUGUCGCCCAGCUGAAUCGCAUUGCGGCUGCAUCCAUCGGUCGACCCGAGCAGGAUAUAACUUGUAUUCGAAAGCUUGCUGAGGGAGGAUUCAACCGUGCCUUUGAAAUUACUAUGCGAGACGGUGCUCAAGUUGUGGCACGGCUUCCAUAUCCGUCGACUGAACCCAGGAUUUAUGCGACUGCGAGUGAGGUGGCAACAAUGGAUUUUGUUCGAUUACAUGGCGUUCCGGUACCUCGUAUACUCACCUAUUCGGCUACCGAUCAAAACCCUGUUGGUUCCGAAUACAUCAUCAUGGAGAAAGCUGCAGGAAACGAGCUUGGAGACCUUUGGUAUACCAUGGCAGAACGGCAGCGGCUGAAGAUGAUCAUCGAGAUCGUGAAGAUCGAGGCACUGCUGUUUUCCAUACAACUGCCCGGAUAUGGAAGCAUAUACUACGAGCAUGAUCUUCCUCCUGGCAUGCGAAGAAUAGGCAUACAACAAGCUGGAGGCAAUGGGAAAUUCUGUGUUGGACCUGAUGCACAUUACAAGUGGUGGCAGAAAGGGCGAUCUUCUCUAUCCAUAGAGAGGGGACCAUUUUCAGAAACUGGCGACCUUUUAGAAUCUGUUGCGAAGCGGGAAUUGGAAUGGCUCUCUCAUUUCGGUCGGGCUCGGUUUCCCUUUGAACCGCUGCACAGAGAGCUAUAUUCGUAUCAAAAGGUCCAUCCUGAUAGCCACGUUAGAAACCUCCGGGAUUAUUUGCGAGUCGCUCGCCAUUUAUCUCCGGAGAAGGAGUGCUUCCUCAGUCGGCCGAUUCUCCGCCACCCUGAUCUACAGCCCAACAACAUAUUGGUUUCAGAUUCAUUUGAAGUGGUGUCCUUAAUAGAUUGGCAGCAUUGCUCCAUACUUCCCCUUUUACUUCAAGCCGGGCCCCCAAAAUACUUUCAGAACUAUGGUGACGCGGUAUCUGAGGACCUUAUCAAGCCCCAACUUCCUGCGGACUUUGAUCAACUCGGGGAAAACGAACAAGAAGCCGCAAGAAUCAUUUUUCAACAACGCCAACUCCAUUAUUACUAUUUUGCGGCCACCUCCAAAUUCAACGACGACCAUUUCAGCGCGUGUACGGAGGAUGAUGUGGUUUUGAAACAACAGCUAUUUCAACAUGCCGGCGAUCCUUGGGAGGGAGACAGUGUCACUUUGAAAGCCGAUCUUAUUCGUGCCGUCCAAAACUGGGAAAGGCUUUGUGCUUCGACGGAUUCCGUCUGUCCACUUCACUAUUCCCCUGAGGAGAUUGAUGAGUGCCUACGACUCGAGGAGGAGCAGCGGCUUGCGGACGACGACAUGGAAAAGUCUCGAAAUUGUCUCGGGGUGUCUGGUGAUGGCUGGGUCCCUACAGAGAGAUACAGUGAGGCUAAGAAAAUGAGCGAAAAAUUCAAAGCAGACGCAAUUCUACUGGCAGACUCCGAGGAAGUCGCGGCGCAAAUACGGCGUCAUUGGCCAUUUGACGAUCACGACGAGGAUGAGUGA